AGAGUUUACGGUUGCGCAGUCGAUUGCAUUGUAUCAAACAAGUUUUUAGGACGCAGGGAGAAGAUAAUUAAGUCGCGUGGGGCACCAGACAUUUAAUCGCUCUCCGCUGCAAACAAGAACACUGUCUGUAAGCUUCAACUUAGGAUUUAUAUUUUCGGUGGCUUAAGCGCCGCCGGCCUGCGCCGCACUUCUUUAAGGACGCGUGGGCCGCCAUGCGUGUCGAAAAGUGCUGGUUCUGCUCCUCCUCAAUAUAUCCUGGUCACGGCAUUACAUUUGUGCGCAAUGAUGCGACCGUGUUUCGAUUCUGUCGGGGCAAAUGCCACAAGAAUUUUAAGAUGAAGCGCAACCCAAGGAAGGUGCGCUGGACGAAGGCAUACCGCAAACUGGCUGGUAAGGAGCUGGCGGAGGAUGCCACCUUUGAAAUGGAGAAGCGGCGCAACCGGCCUGAAAAGUACAACCGUGAGUUGGUUGGCAAGACGCUCAAGGCGAUCGAGAAGGUCACGGAGAUUAGGCAGAAGCGCCAGGACCGCUUCUACGAGAAGCGCAUGCAGCGCGCAAAGAAGCAGCAGCUGCAGGCUGACAAGGUGCAGCUUGAGAAGGAAAUUCACCUCAUCAAGGCUCCUGCUGGCAUCCGAGCCGAAAAGGAGAAGCUCAAGGAGUCGCUGCGGCAGCACACGGAGGCGAACCAAGAUGCGAUGGAGGAGUGAAGGGGGAUGUUCUUAUAGCGCAGGUGUCAGGUGGCGAUGGCUUCGAGCCGUCAGGCAUAGCAUGGAGCACUAUGUCUGCGGUGGUGC
Molecule: messenger RNA, 794 nt
Organism: Volvox carteri f. nagariensis
Lineage: Eukaryota; Viridiplantae; Chlorophyta; Chlorophyceae; Chlamydomonadales; Volvocaceae
Exons: 1
Coding region: 213-707 (164 amino acids)
Biological process (GO): ribosomal large subunit biogenesis
Cellular component (GO): nucleolus
Source: RefSeq, a predicted model, not a curated record